Molecule: messenger RNA, 1992 nt
Organism: Anopheles maculipalpis
Lineage: Eukaryota; Metazoa; Arthropoda; Insecta; Diptera; Culicidae
Product: dendritic arbor reduction protein 1-like
Exons: 6
Coding region: 61-1983 (640 amino acids)
Biological process (GO): regulation of transcription by RNA polymerase II
Molecular function (GO): DNA-binding transcription factor activity, RNA polymerase II-specific; RNA polymerase II cis-regulatory region sequence-specific DNA binding
Source: RefSeq, a predicted model, not a curated record
GUUCCUGCGUGGAUCGUUUGCGAUCUCACUGAUAGGAACAUUUGGUGUGGACAUCGUUUUAUGGAUACAGCAGGAGAUCAAAUAGUACCGUCUACAAGUUUUUGGGUAAUGCAGUCACCAGAAUUAGAAUUUCGGCAUGAGCUGAUGGGGCGCAUAAAUAAAUUGGAAACCGAUGUCGAGCUGGACGUUGUACCGGGCAGUCAGCAUCAUCCAUCAUCCAGCUCGCCACUGUCGUCGUCGGGAUUAUCCAGCUACACCGGCCAGAACUACGACCACUAUGGGAAGGAGUUUUUCUUCGGCAACAAACAUCGAGACAUGCUGUGCACGGAAGCGGAGGAUUCUUUUCUUCGGCCACCGCUGUGGGAGGACAUCACCAGCUCGAUACAGAACAUCGAUCCCGAAAAUGCUAUCAUGCUGGGCACCAUGAACGGCAUACCGCAGGUCAAGAUGGAAGCCGUCGACGACCCGUUCCUGGAACCAUUGUCCUCACCAUUGCUCAGCCCUCUCGAGAUCAAAACCGAAAAGAGCAACCUACUGGCGCAGGGCGCCACCAACCAUAACAACAACCUUAGCCAUCUGCACAAUAACAACAACAACAACAACAACAGCAUCCACCAAAACCAUAUGCACAGCGACGUCACCAGCUGUCACAAUAAUAGCAACAGUAACAACAACAAUAAUAGCAAUAAUUUCCUCUCGAACAAUGGUACCGGCUACACGCAUAGCAUCGCACCAGCUCAUGGUCAUCCAAAUCAGCACAACAAUCUCAAUGGCUAUCUAGCUGGAACGAAUGGGAGUGGUUCUAGUCUGCAGCUUCUCACUAAUCACCCACCUCAGCAGCAGCAGCAGCAACAUCAUCAGCCUCAACAGCUGCAGCAGCAGCAGCAUCAUCAACUGCAGCAUCCCCACCAUCAGCAACACCAGCAGCCGCAUCAUCAUCAGCAACACCACCAACAUCAGCAACAUCUGCAGGUUAACCAGAACAAUAACUACUAUCACUGGCAGCCCCAGCAACAUCAAGCGCCGACGGUUACCGGUGGAACGGCUACCCUAACUCAACCUCCUGGCCCUAUGUACCAUGGCAAAUAUGCUGCAACGCAAGGCUCCAAUGUUUGUGCAGCACCUAUUUCGAGGCUAAUGUACGUCCCGCCACUAACUCCACCGAACUCUGAUCCCGGUAGUCCUGGGAACAAUUUGCAGAACCCACCACGCAGAACCCCACCUCCACCUUAUCAUCAACAGCAACAACAGCAGCAGCAGCAGCAGCAACAUCAACAACAACACAUUGCUCUACAAGGAAAUCAUAUCCACCAUCACCCGCACGGUGGUAUGGUAGGUGCACAAUCGGUAGCGGGGCCGACCUCCAACCAGUUGCUUCAACAACAGCUACCCCAAACCCCCGUUUCAAUGUCUCAACCAACGCAACCAAAUCCGAUUACAUCCAACGGUUCCGUCCAUCCACUGCCGGCGAUCCCGAAUGUGAUCGGUUCGCUUGUACCGGUCUCCGGUACGAGCAACGGAUCCAGCGCCGGCAACAACGGUGGACCACCACCGCCGGUGUCCGGCCGUAAUGGAUCUUCCUCGCGCGGUUCUAGUUCCAAGCGGCAAGGCUCCGCACACAGUAUCAACAGCGUGCUCAGCAGUGCCGGUGUCGUGAAACACAUCGUAGGCCGUUACAACCGUCGCAACAAUCCUGAGCUGGAGAAACGGCGGAUACACCACUGUGAUUUUAUCGGUUGCACAAAGGUGUACACCAAAAGCUCGCAUCUAAAGGCUCAUCAACGAAUUCAUACCGGUGAGAAGCCGUACACCUGCCAGUGGCCAGAGUGCGAGUGGCGUUUCGCAAGAUCCGACGAGCUGACGCGCCACUACCGCAAACACACCGGCGCCAAACCGUUCAAGUGCAUCGUCUGUGAGCGCAGCUUCGCCCGCAGCGAUCACUUAGCGCUUCACAUGAAGCGGCAUUUACCAAAAAAUAAGUAAUAGCUGAUA